CAUCUCCCCUCGUGAACUCAUGCCAAUCCUUAUGACGGAAAAGUUUUCAGACCCACCCAGGAUGCUAUAGCUAGGGGACGCACAAGAAGAUCUGGAUAACGAAACCUACAUCUACUGGUUAAAACUGUUGGAUUGUGAUCCCGACACCCCAAGGGUGUGUCGUACAUUCCAACUGUGGAAACCAUGGAUACAAACUCUGAAUGCCUAUUACCCAUCGGAUGACCCCCCCACAUGUUACAAUGAACUACUCUAUGGACAAGGAUGAAAUAUACGAUGAGGCAUGGUUUGAAGACAUGGUUGACAGAUGCCCUACGGUGCACUUAUACGUUCUCAAGGAGGGAGUGGCCACCAACUGUGUAAUGAUGGAUGGUGACGUGGAUCUCCGUGACAACUGGUUUACAAUGGAUUCAGACUCGGCCCCACAUGUUACGCUGAUGGUUGGGUUCGGAUAUGAAGCUCGUUCUCUUGGUCCUGCAAUCAAACUGGCUGAGACCCUGACAUGGACUAAAACGAAUAUCUCUAACAUGUCCACGGCCCAUAUGGGGGAAACCCAGGUAUGGACAAUAAGGAUCAACGUAGAAGACACCUCGAUCCCUGAAGUAGUACGACGGGCUCAUUUCCAUGGGAGAGAAAUGACCGCUCAUCCAGACACGGAUAACAUGCUCUCUAGGAUUUCUGAUAGGCUGUGGACCACCAGUCCAGAAGAUGUGGGUCUGGUGGAUGUGGAGCCUAUUAAAAUCCAGGUUAGGACAGAUACUCCUGCCCACCUUCCUGUCUACAGGCCUCAAUAUCCCUUGAGCGAGGAGAAGGUGAGAGGAAUUGAACCUACUAUUGCUCGGUUACAGAAUAGUAGUGUGCUGUUCCACACUACGUCACCUUGGAAUACACCCAUUUUACCUGUUAAAAAAGGAAGUACGGGUAAGUGGAGGAUGGUUCAAGAUUUCAGGCCCAUAAAUGAUGUUACAAUUCCAGACGUGAGACCUGUCCCCGAUCCUUACCUGGCACUGCAGAACAUCUCUCCAACCCAGGACUGGUUCUCUGUUAUUGAUCUGGCCAAUGCCUUCUUCUGUAUCCCACUCCAUGCAGACUCACAGCCUCUGUUUGCUUUCACCUAUCAAAAUCAAUGUCUUACUUACUCCAGAUUGCCAAUGGGAUAUUGGGACUCCCCCGGAAUUUUCAAUUCUAUCCUAAAGGAGCACCUGGAAGAACUCACCUUGCCAGAAGGGGUCACCCUUCUCCAAUACGUUGAUGACCUGUUGUUGGCCGCAUCAACUGCGGAGACCUGUCUACAGGCAACUGAGCUCCUUCUAAAACAUGUGGCCGAUAAGGGAUACAAAGUGAAACGAGAAAAAGUUCAAUGCUGUAGAAGAACCGUUCAGUUCCUGGGAAGAGUACUCUCUGGAAGAGGUCAGGCUGUGUCAUCAGCCCAGAGGACUUCUAUCCUGGAGCACCCAAAGCCCACAACUGUACAACAUCUCUUGUCAUUUCUUGGACUCACUGGGUAUAGCAGAACUCAUGUACCAGAAUACUGCUUGAAAGUUGAACCACUCAGGGCCAUACUCCGGGAGGCAGGUAACAGGAACCUAACAGCCAAGCUCACUUGGACCAUAGAAGCAGAAGCGGCUUUCAUUGCACUGAAACAAACCCUUGCCCAAGCUGAGGCUCUGUCCCUGCCUGAUUACACCAUCCCGUUUAGGUUGGAUGUUUCCGAACAGGAUGGGUAUGUUCAUUCCAUCCUUUAUCAGAAACAAAAGGGGGAGAGAAGAGUGUUACAUUACUACAGUGCACAAUUAGACAACAUUGAAUGUGGCCAAUCUGAUUGUGCAAGACACAUUUCUGCCCUGUCAAAGGCAAUUGGUAAAACUGCUCAUAUCGUUAUGAGACACCCUCUGGAAAUCAACACAGAUCAUGGAGUGACCGCAUUUAUUGGCUCUAAACUGUUCACCCUAUCGAGCAAAAGGAAAUCAAAUAUCACAAAAAUGAUAACGACCAAACACAUCACCUAUGUGACAGAGGUGACCAACAUGACUGAUGGAAUGGGGAACGGGGAACCACACAUUUGUGAGGACAGGGCAGCAAAACAAGUAAAGGUCAGAAUGGACCUACAGAAUGUCCCAUUGGAAGGAACAGCAGAGGCCCUGUUUACGGACGGCUGUUGUUACAGGUCACAGACACCGGGAGAAGGUAACAUAGCACCCUAUGCAGUGGUGAAGCAAGGAGGAAUGGCAGGAACAUACGAGGUGGUAGAAGCAAAGAAAUUGGACCCAUCUGAGGCCUCAACCCAGUUGGCCGAACUCAGAGCACUAAGGAGAGCAUUGGAACUGAGCAAAGGAAAAAGAGUGAACAUCUCUGCAUAUGACUCUGCAUAUGCCCAUGGCAUUGCACACAUUGAUGGCCCACAAUGGAUGAGGAGGGGCUAUCUGACUAGCUCGAAUGAACCCAUAAAGCACAAACAAGAGGUACAGAGAUUAAUUGAAUCAAUCCAACUACCGACAAGUGUGGCCAUCAUGAAAUGUAAAGGACACAGCAAGGAAAACACAAAGAUCGGGGAAGGAAAUGACAGGGCAGAUCUAGUGGCGAAGGAGGCAGGUGGUUAUACUACCCAACAGAUGAUACAACGGACUGAAGAGACCCAAGAUGAAUUAACCAUAGAUACUGUGAGACAGUUACAGGAGGCAGCAGAUGUGUAUGAACAAACUGUGUGGAAAAGACAUGGAGCCAGAAGAGAUCACCAAGGAAUCUGGAGAUCACACAAUGGGAAAACGGUGGCCCCCAUUAAGCUGCUCAGGUCAAUGAUACGGGAAGAACACAACAAAGCACAUGGGGGUUGGAAGAGCGUGGCAAAGGUCCUGGAAAUUGUGUGGUGGCAUCCACACAUGCAAGACAUGACAAGAGAAGUGUCAGAAAGCUGUGAAAUCUGCAAAGGUUAUAACAACAAGGUUGCACUGGGAGCAGUGAUUGGGAGUUUUCCCAUACCAGAUGCACCUUUUCAAGACGUAUGCAUUGACUUCACGGACAUGGGACAAGACAACCGAGUUGAAGGGAAAAGAUACCUGUUAGUGAUGGUGGAUAGGUUCACCAGAUGGGUGGAAGCCAUUCCAACUGCAAGAGAGGAUGCUAAGGCAGUCAUCAAGUGGCUAAGGAGGGAUCUCAUUCCAAGAUUUGGGGUCCCUCGAAUGAUCCGAUCCGACAAUGGGUCCCACUUCAAGAACAAACACCUGAAGGAGGUCGAGCAGGCAUUGGGGAUCACCCAUAAGUUUGGGUCGGUAUUUCGGCCCCAAUCUCAGGGAGUCGUGGAGAGGGCCAACCAGACUCUGAAACGAAAAAUGGCCAAAAUAAUGGCAGGAACGAAGCUAAAAUGGGUGGUGGACGUCCGAACUACUGCAGUUGAAACCACAGACGAGAACAGAGACAUCCUGGUGGGAGACUGGGUGAGAGUGAAGGUGCAUUCAAGGAAGUGGACAGAGCCCAGGUGGAAAGGCCCGUUCCAGGUGAAAGAGGUAGCGAGUCAUUCCCUGAGGAAAUCUGUUACAGAUGUAGCGAAGGCUGCUGGUAUGAUGCCUUUGUUUGAUGCUCCGGAUGGAGAUGCUGAUACUGAGUCAAACUACAGGAGAAAGAUGGGUCUGACUAAGGAUGACCCUUGGUUUGCUGUGGGUUUGAAGUUCCCGGGUGGCAAGGAGCCCACCUGGUACAAGAUGUAA
Messenger RNA from Salvelinus fontinalis (brook trout), 3701 nucleotides. RefSeq lists its product as uncharacterized. Gene Ontology annotation, molecular function: nucleic acid binding; RNA-DNA hybrid ribonuclease activity. Bases 201 to 3701 code for a protein of 1166 amino acids. The transcript is spliced from 4 exons. NCBI's taxonomy places the organism in Eukaryota, Metazoa, Chordata, Actinopteri, Salmoniformes, Salmonidae. The record is from RefSeq and is a predicted model, not a curated record. Gene Ontology annotation, biological process: DNA integration.